Cephus cinctus (wheat stem sawfly) is the source of this 826-nucleotide messenger RNA. RefSeq names its product 60S ribosomal protein L10 (gene RpL10). Gene Ontology annotation, biological process: ribosomal large subunit assembly; translation. NCBI's taxonomy places the organism in Eukaryota, Metazoa, Arthropoda, Insecta, Hymenoptera, Cephidae. The coding region runs from base 117 to 776 and encodes 219 amino acids. The record is from RefSeq and is a predicted model, not a curated record. Gene Ontology annotation, cellular component: cytosolic large ribosomal subunit; ribosome. Gene Ontology annotation, molecular function: structural constituent of ribosome. The transcript has 4 exons.
UUUCCCAUCUACAGAUUUCUUGAGAUACCGGAUAUAAGCAACUUCACUGCGCUCUUCUCGUUAGAAGCCAACUUCCUUUUCGUGUCUCUUGUUUAGCUUGUGAAGAGUCGGCCAAAAUGGGGCGCCGACCAGCGCGAUGCUAUCGUUACUGCAAGAACAAGCCAUACCCAAAGUCACGGUUCUGUCGUGGUGUCCCUGAUCCUAAGAUCCGUAUAUUUGAUUUGGGAAAGAAGAAGGCAUUGGUCGAAGAUUUCCCACUAUGUGUACACUUGGUAUCAGAUGAAUACGAACAACUGAGCUCCGAAGCUCUUGAGGCUGGACGUAUCUGUGCUAACAAGUACAUGGUGAAAAAUGCUGGAAAGGAUCAAUUCCAUAUUCGAAUGCGACUCCAUCCUUUCCAUGUUAUUCGCAUCAAUAAAAUGUUGUCGUGCGCUGGAGCUGAUAGGCUCCAGACUGGAAUGAGAGGAGCGUUUGGAAAGCCUCAGGGUACUGUGGCUCGUGUUCACAUCGGACAGCCCAUCAUGAGUGUUCGGUCUUCUGACCGUCAUAAGGCUGCCGUCAUCGAGGCAUUGCGUCGUGCCAAAUUCAAGUUCCCAGGUCGUCAAAAGAUCUACGUCUCCAAGAAAUGGGGAUUCACCAAGUACGACCGUGCUGAAUACGAAGAACUGAAGACAGCAGGUCGACUUGCUCCUGACGGCUGCAACGUCAAGUAUCUUCCAGAACAUGGACCUCUCGAUCACUGGAAAAAGUUCAGGGAAUCUUUGGCAACAGCCUAAAAUAUACUGAUUUGUUGUAAGUCAGAACCUAAUAAACUUUUAUUAAGCUA